GGAAAUCUGCUUACUGUUCUGUUUUACAUUAUUCUUUAGUCAUGAAGUCCUUUAUUUUGGUACUUUUCUUAGUCUUCUUCAUAAAUGCUUACGCGCAGAAACCACGUUUUAUUGGAAAGGAGAACUUUGACUAUUCCAGCCCUGAAAAUUUCAGGGCAAGCACAAAACGCUUUGGGAACGUAACAUUAUUAGAAAUACAGCGUGAUGCACAAGACAUUCAUAAGGUUCUCGACAGAAAAGUUUGGAACAUUAGGGACUCAUUGGCAAUUCUGGACAGAGAAACCAUGGCGGACUUAAAUGACCGCUACCAAAAAUACAAGAGACCUUACGAUGCAAACAAACAUAAUACCGACACCUAUAAGUGUCAACUAGAUGCUUACAUUAAUGUUUUAAGGAUUCUGAAAUACCUUCCACCUAAGGCCAGACCCUGUAAAAUAAUGGCGGAACACCGAGUUAAGCCACUGAUUCCAGAUUUCCUGUCGAAUAUCAACACGCUCCUAAGCAAAUUGCAAGUUAAGGUGGAUGCAAUCAGUAACUGCGCAUUCCCUUGGCUUCUUGACAGGGUUGAAAGUUGCGCAGUGAGUAAGGCAGAAAAGCUAAGGAACGAAUUAGAGGCGGACACCGAAUGGUUGAAAAAAACUUACAAAGCCAGUCUCAUUACGCUGACGCUGAUACGUACUGAGAUGAAAGCCUGUCUUAAAAUAAUGACUGACGAGGCUGCAAUUGCAGAGAAGAACGUUGUUAGGGAUCUAGAGGCAUGUGAUGAAGAUUAAGGUAGAACAUGUGUCCUUGGUUAUUUAUGUAGUAAGAAUAAACUGCAAAUAAAAAGUGAGUCCUAAAUUUGA
Hermetia illucens (black soldier fly) is the source of this 845-nucleotide messenger RNA. RefSeq lists its product as uncharacterized. Bases 42 to 773 code for a protein of 243 amino acids. NCBI's taxonomy places the organism in Eukaryota, Metazoa, Arthropoda, Insecta, Diptera, Stratiomyidae. The transcript has 4 exons. The record is from RefSeq and is a predicted model, not a curated record.